Molecule: messenger RNA, 3471 nt
Organism: Telopea speciosissima
Lineage: Eukaryota; Viridiplantae; Streptophyta; Magnoliopsida; Proteales; Proteaceae
Product: polyribonucleotide nucleotidyltransferase 2, mitochondrial-like
Exons: 16
Coding region: 13-3003 (996 amino acids)
Biological process (GO): mitochondrial mRNA catabolic process; mitochondrial RNA 3'-end processing
Cellular component (GO): chloroplast stroma; mitochondrion; cytosol
Molecular function (GO): RNA binding; 3'-5'-RNA exonuclease activity; polyribonucleotide nucleotidyltransferase activity
Source: RefSeq, a predicted model, not a curated record
CUCUUUCACGCCAUGGCAGCUCUACGGAGCAGAGGCAACCCUCUUCUCUCAUCAGUCCCAACCUUCCUGACGUGGAGAAGGUUUGGCUUCCGCAGCAUUUGCAGUGGCCGCAUUGGAUUCCUGCCAUCGUCUGAUUCCGGAACCCCAGUUGCCGGCACAAAGGUUCUGGAGACGUUUACAGAAGAGUUUGAGAUUGGGUCUCGUUCAAUUAUCCUGGAAACCGGGAAGAUUGCUCGGUUUGCGAAUGGUGCGGUUGUUAUGGGCAUGGAAGAGACUAAAGUACUCUCAACUGUUGCCUCAGCUAAGGGAGAUGGAGCCAGAGAUUUCUUACCACUCACUGUUGAUUAUCAAGAAAAGCAAUUCGCUCAAGGUUUGAUCCCUACUACAUUCAUGCGAAGGGAGGGUGCUCCUAAGGAACGUGAACUUUUAUGUGGCCGUCUUAUUGACCGACCAAUACGGCCCUUGUUUCCUGCUGGUUUUUACCAUGAAGUCCAGGUAAUGGCAAGUGUUCUUUCAUCUGAUGGGAAGCAAGAUCCAGAUGUGUUGGCAGCUAAUGCUACAUCUGCUGCUCUUAUGCUAUCAGACAUUCCCUGGGGUGGCCCCAUUGGGGUGAUACGUAUAGGGAGGAUAUGUGGGCAAUUUGUCAUUAACCCUAGCAUGGAAGAGAUGAGUGUAAGCGAUCUCAACUUGUUAUAUGCCUGCACACGAGAUAGAACUUUAAUGAUAGAUGUGCAAGCCCGUGAGAUCUCUGAGAGAGAUCUGGAAGCAGGAUUAAGGUUAGCCCAUCCUGAGGCGACAAAAUAUCUAGAACCUCAGAUUAGAUUGGCUGCAAAAGCAGGGAAGCAUAAGAAGGAAUAUAAAUUAUCAAUGCUAUCAGAUACAACCCUUGAGAAAGUCAAGAGCUUGGCAGAAGGGGCAAUAGAAGCUGUUUUUACAGAUCCGACUUAUGGAAAGUUUGAACGUGGAGAAGCCUUAGAUAAUAUUACACAAGAUGUAAAAAGAGUCCUCGAAGAAGAAUGUGAUGAGGAGAGCUUAAAAGUUUUGCCCAAGGCAGUUGACAUGGUGAGGAAAAAGAUUGUUCGUAGAAGGAUAAUUGAGAAAGGAAUCAGAGUUGAUGGUAGACGUCUAGAUGAAGUUAGGCCUUUAUACUGUGAAUCUGGUAAUUUACCAAUAUUGCAUGGAUCAUCGAUUUUUUCUCGUGGAGAUACCCAGGUUCUAUGCACUGUGACACUGGGCUCACCUGGAGACGCUCAGAGAUUGGAUUCUCUGGUUGGUCCAUCCACAAAGCGUUUUAUGCUUCACUAUAGUUUUCCACCAUUCUCAAUUAAUGAAGUUGGUAAACGUGGUGGUUUGAAUAGGCGUGAAGUUGGGCAUGGCACACUUGCGGAGAAAGCUUUGCUUGCCGUGUUACCUCCUGAAGAUGAUUUCCCAUAUACUGUCCGUGUCAAUUCAGAAGUCAUGGCUUCUGAUGGCUCAACUUCAAUGGCGACCGUCUGUGGAGGAAGUAUGGCUUUGAUGGAUGCUGGUAUUCCAGUAAGAGAACAUGUAGCAGGUGUUUCAGUGGGUCUUGUUAGUGAAGUUGACCCAUCAACUGGAAUGAUUAAUGAUUAUCGCAUAUUGACAGAUAUUUUGGGCCUAGAAGAUCAUCUAGGCGACAUGGACUUCAAAAUUGCUGGGACAAGAAAAGGAAUAACUGCUAUUCAGUUGGAUAUCAAACCUGCUGGAAUUCCGUUGGAUAUCAUCUGUGAAAGUUUGGAUGUUGCGGUAAAGGGUCGUCUUCAAAUCCUUGACCAUAUGGAGCGUGAGAUAAAUGCACCGCGCACUCAAGAUGAUAGGAAUUCCCCACGAUUAGCUACACUGAAGUUCAGCAAUGAUUCCCUUCGGCGCUUGAUGGGCCCCCAAGGUGUUCAGAAGAGGAAAAUCGAACAAGAAACAGGUGCACGACUCACUGUGAGUGAUGGGGCACUUACUAUCCUUGCUAAGAAUCAAGAGAUAAUGGAAAAGGCACAGGGAAAGAUUGAUUUUAUUGUUGGUCGUGAGAUUGAAGUUGGGGGGAUUUAUAAAGGUGUUGUAGCAUCAAUCAAAGAAUAUGGGGCUUUUGUUGAAUUCAAUGGUGGUCAGCAAGGGCUGUUACAUAUCUCCGAGUUGUCUCAUGAUCAGGUCUCUCGAGUUUCUGAUGUAGUAUCUGUAGGCCAACAGCUUUCACUAAUGUGCAUUGGGCAGGAUGUACGGGGUAAUAUCAAACUCUCUCUUAAAGCAACUGUACCUCGUCCUGGAUCCAUGAAGAAUCCGGCUGAAGGAUGUUUUAAUUCUAUGAAACAACCAUGUAAUGAUUGUGCAUCUGUCGAGGAUGUGUCUAACUGCCAAGAAAAUCCUUACUCCAACCUGGAAGAAUUUUCAAUCAGCAAAGAUGACAGUGGUGAAACUUCUUUCACUUCUUCACAACCAUCAAUCCUUAUUCGAAGUGUUGCCGAGUGUGAUGAAGAGGAUAGAACUACAUGUUUUGGUCAGAAAGAUGCAAAGAAAAAUGGGAAUAAAUCUUCUAAACCAUUUCCAUCUCGUAGAAAUGGAGAAGGCCACAAUUUGCCUUUGUCUAGUAUUGACCUCUCAUCACAUAAAAAUGUUAUUGAUUCACAGUCUAUCACACAACAACAGAGAGAAAAUGAGUUUGGUUCAAUUGUUGGAAGAAAAGAUGAAAGUGAGGAUGGGUACAAGUCUGCACAUACACCUGCAGAAGAGGCUAUGAAUGUUAAAAAUGUUAAAAAUGCUGUAGGUGCAGCUGGUAUUAAUGCAAAAACAUUGAAGAUUGGAGACCAAUUGACUGCCAAGGUUUACCAGAUACGUACACAUGGGUUAGUCCUCGAGUUGGGUGGUGGACUUCGUGGGAUGUAUCGAUUUGAGACUAAUGGCAGGAGUGACUAUGAGGUUGGUGAUGAGUUGCGCGUUGAGUGCUCAAGUUUCUCUAGCAAAGGAAUUCCUGUGAUGUCUGUGUUGGAAGAUUAGUAAUGUGACAUCGCCAAUCACAGAGCGGUAUUGGGUAGAUGGCCAUUUCUGGAAACUUGAAAGAAAAUCAACAAUCAGCAGAGGAAGAUGCCAAUUUUUUUGCAUUCUAAGAUCUGAGAUUUUGCAGGACUUGGGCCAAGCUCAAUAUUGUUCAUGGUCAUAAUUAAACCUGACAGGUAAUGUAAAUGAACAAAAUCUUAUUUGCCGGCUUUCUAUUGGGGAUGAGUUUUCUGAUGGGGCAAUUUCCAGUUCCACCACAGAUGAUAUGACCGGGACCGGGCUUGGGUGGCACUGUUAUUUUCAGUUCCUAUUGAGGGUUCUGGGUGGGUUUGUUGAGAUCGUCAUGUGAUUUCAAUUCAUUGUACAUUUAUUUUUUAUAAGUUAAAUCAAUUACGGCUCAUUUUGAAUAGGUGUAUAUUGAUGAGUACAAUUUAUUGAUGCAUAUUGUGACUAGGUUUUUGUGGAGCU